This is a messenger RNA of Penicillium malachiteum, 201 nucleotides long. RefSeq lists its product as uncharacterized. Lineage: Eukaryota; Fungi; Ascomycota; Eurotiomycetes; Eurotiales; Aspergillaceae. The transcript is spliced from 2 exons. The coding region runs from base 1 to 201 and encodes 66 amino acids. The record is from RefSeq and is a predicted model, not a curated record.
AUGAGACAAAAUCUGGAUUCUGGAUUCUCUGAACGGAGAACCCCACUCCGGGUCUACUUCGGUACGACUCUCUACAAUGGAGCUGCGCACGUCCUAGUUUCGGGUACUCCCAGCGGAUCCCGCUGGACUGCUUUCGCUAUGGUCAUUGUCAUUAGGGUCAAGGUACCAUUUGUACUCAGUAUAACAGUCAGCUUCGCAUGA